Penicillium digitatum Pd1 is the source of this 1428-nucleotide messenger RNA. The record is from RefSeq and is a predicted model, not a curated record. Lineage: Eukaryota; Fungi; Ascomycota; Eurotiomycetes; Eurotiales; Aspergillaceae.
AUGACUCUCCAUAUCCUACCAAAUGAACUUCUGCUAGCCAUAGCAGAGACCCAGAACUCACAGAAGGACAUUAAUGCAUUUGCAAGAACCAGUCGCCGCUGCUAUAUCCUCCUGAACCCCUUUCUCUAUGCGUACAACGUCCAACAGCACCAAGGGAGCGCACUCCAUUGGGCAGCAAUCCAAGGGCAACUAAGAACAGCCAAAGAAUCACUCCGACAAGGAGCGGAAAUCGAAUCAAGGCACAGAAAAACAAGAAAAACGCCAUUGAUACACUCUGCUCAAUGUGGUCAUGCAGAUGUGGUUGCAUUGCUGUUAGCACAUGGAGCUAACCCGCACGCCAAAGGUGGCCGGGGAACCAAGGACCCAAUCACAUCAGCUGUACUUCGCAACAGAGCAGCCGUCGCUAGCAUUUUACUUGAUAACGGGGUUGAUGUGAAUUUGACAGGCUACAAAGGCAGCCUAUUGCAUCUUGCGGCUGAAAAAUGUCACAACAGCCGCGCGGCAGUCGCGAGAGUUCUUAUUGAGAGAGGUGCCAACCUAGAAUCUAUGAAUGACUUGAAACAGACCCCGUUGCAGGUAGCAUGUGAGUCUGACUCCGUGGAGGUGGCCCGAUGUCUAAUAGAAAGUGGUGCCGAUCUGGAUGUGCGAUGUCGACGUGGAAGAUCGCUCCUGCAUUUGGCAUCCUCCACGGGUUCCAAGGCCAUCGAAUUGUUGGUGGAGAAAGGAGUCAAUCUCGAGGUGAAAGACGAGAAUGGUGAGACACCACUGCAUCUAGCAUGCUGGUUUGGCCGGGUGAAAACAGCAGCGGUCUUGCUGGAUCAGGGUGCAGAUAUAGAGGCAAGAUCGUCAAAUGGGAGCACACCAUUGCUGCGGGGAUUGCUCUGGGAGCUCAGUGUACGCAGGGACCUGGGGCUGGCCUCUGUGACCGCACUCUUGCUGGAACGAGGUGCCAAUCCAGGACAGGGAAACAACUCUAACAUCACACCGUUGCAUUGUGUGACAUCUAAAAUCGAUGCACGGCUUUUCAAGAGAUUUAUAGAAUACGGUGCCGACCCAGAGCCUAAAACUAGGCUGGGAGUGACGCCCCUGCAUGAACUAGCGAUUCACUGCUCACUGGAGUCCGCAAGGCAUUUAUUGCAAAAGGGCGUUGAUGUUCAACCAAGGGAUGGAAAAGGCAACACACCAUUGCACCUGGCAGCGCAAAUUAAAGAUGUCGAAUUUGUCAGGUUGCUGCUAGAGGCAGGUGCUGAUCGGCUGAUCAAGAAUCACAAGGGUCAAUUACCUGUACAUCUAGCUAAGGAUCAACUACCUGUGCAUCUAGCAAGAAGAGCAGCGAAAUUGGAAGGAGAACAGAAAUUGGAAGAACGACAGAGAAAAGUGAUAGAUCUUCUGGAGGCUCGGGCCGAGCAUCAAUAUCAACAAUUUUGA